Musa acuminata subsp. malaccensis (wild Malaysian banana) is the source of this 503-nucleotide messenger RNA. Lineage: Eukaryota; Viridiplantae; Streptophyta; Magnoliopsida; Zingiberales; Musaceae. The record is from RefSeq and is a predicted model, not a curated record.
UCUUCUCCGUUGACCACUCCCUCCUCGCCGCAAAAGCAACAUCGGGAUGAACAAACAGUGUGUAGCCUGCGGCGCUGAUGCCGAGUCGGUGUACUGCCGCGUCCAGGGCACCAACGGGCUCGCUGGAGAAGAGGGGGUUUCUCUUGUGCCAGGAGGACCGCGCGAUCUCGUGCAGGGACGGCGAUGUCGCGAUCCACAGCGCGACUGCUGUCACCAAGAAGCACUGUAGGUUCCUGCUGACCGUCGUCCGCGUCUCCGCCGUCCCGAUCCCGUCGUCGCAGGCGGUGGAAGCCGAGGCGGUGGACAGUUUGCAUGGAAGUAUCAUCAAAGACAGCAGCAGUGUGUAUGGCCACCAUGGGGGCGGCGACGAACAGCAUCUCGUAGCAGCUGAUCAAGAUGCUGCCGGGGUGGCAUUCUGCCCGACGCGCUUCCGAUUAGGCUUCCUCAGGCGGUCAGGAGAUUGCCCGCGAGCAGCCGUAACAGGAGGCCGAGGAUCUCCGUGA